ACUAGUGUCGUUAAAACCCAAAUUUGUACUAGUGAUAUUAUAUCACUGGAGAAUAUGUACGAGGCGUAACACUUUAUCUGAGUUAUACUUGUCCGUCCAUUCGUUAGAGCCUUGCAAGCAUGUGACACAAAAAUUUAUAGGCUGGUGGGCCUCGAGGCACGAUACCUAUUUUGAGGAUAACAGACACCAUUUGGUGAGUAGUGUCAUUCCUCCCCUUUCACAACCCAAACUGUCUAAGAACCGAGGGAGCAACUUGAAUGAUAAAGAAAUUUACUUGGUUGAGGCGAUGGAUGCUGCUCUCGAGGAGGAGAUAAAGGAGCAUAAAGAUGAGAGUGAAAGCAUCAAAAGUGAUCGUCAUUGGAAGAGACCUUUGAAGAAAGCGAAGGUAUCAAGUGAUGAUCUCGACGGAAGGGUUUCAAGUGCUUUGGGAGUCCCUGAUGUUCCACCACUGUCACCUUUGAACCAUCAUCUUGAAGGCCUUAUAGAGCAGUUGAUUCGACCAUUGAGAAAGUUGGUACCUCGAAGACUCCUGCCUCUAAACCAGCCAAACAGUCCUUACGUCCAUCUACUCUUCUCGAGGAGAUUCAUCGAGGCAAGAUGAUAGUGGUAGGAAAAGACAUUGGGAGUCCUUCAUCCAAAGGAGAUGCCUGUCCUAAAGCACCCUUACAGAAGGUCAGCUCGACACCUGCUCCCCUUAAGUUUUCUGAAUCGUUUUUAGACACUUCUAAUAGACAGACUACGAGAAACCCUAAACCUUCUCAGUGAGUUGAUGAAAAUAUUGUUUCAAACUUCUUCAAGAAAACAGCCUUAUAUAUGUUGGAGGAUAUUCAAUAUAAGAUCAUGUGAACUUCUUUUGAAUAUAUCCCAAGACUUAGGCUAGAAAUAGUAACGGUUCUCUCGGAGAUUGAAAAGAUCCAUGCAGAUGGCUUGAUUCCUCUUGAAGAGUAUUUAAAUAGCUAUCUUAAGAGGGACAAUUUCAACGAUGUGUAAUUUUCAUAUUUUGCACAGUUGUUGUCAACAGAUAAAGCUCGUCAAUUAGACGAGAGGACAUCUGCCAUCAAGGAAGCUUUAACUUUGAUGGAACAAGUACGAGGGGAUGCCAAAGUUAUUCAAGAAAGAGCCACGCAGUUAUCUUUAGAAAAGAAGGAACUGAAAAGAAGACUUUAGAGGAUAAAUGUUGAGUCUGAACAACUGUCGAUCUUAUCUUGUGAGAAAGAAGAGGCCAUAAACCAGCAAGAACUAGAAGUUGCCAAGCUCCAAGAUGAAGUUAACACCCUUGAAAGCACCCUGUUAUUACUGAAGAAGUGAUUGAGGCACUGGCUACGGUUCCCAGGAGCAUGGAAGCUUUGAUUUAUGCCUCAUUUGCCCCAUUUUCUUUUGUUGCAAUCCUUGUAAAUGUAUAAAAAAAAAUUUGUUGAAUGAUAAUGCAAAAGA
Cucumis melo (muskmelon) is the source of this 1434-nucleotide messenger RNA. RefSeq lists its product as uncharacterized. Bases 287 to 601 code for a protein of 104 amino acids. The transcript has 2 exons. Lineage: Eukaryota; Viridiplantae; Streptophyta; Magnoliopsida; Cucurbitales; Cucurbitaceae. The record is from RefSeq and is a predicted model, not a curated record.